Messenger RNA from Nannospalax galili (Upper Galilee mountains blind mole rat), 1562 nucleotides. It is a transcript of the gene Bpifb3, whose product is annotated as BPI fold containing family B member 3. The transcript is spliced from 16 exons. NCBI's taxonomy places the organism in Eukaryota, Metazoa, Chordata, Mammalia, Rodentia, Spalacidae. The coding region runs from base 141 to 1562 and encodes 473 amino acids. Gene Ontology annotation, molecular function: lipid binding. The record is from RefSeq and is a predicted model, not a curated record.
CCCAGCCCCUGGCUUUCCCUGAAGAAGGAAGGCUUAGUUCAGGCCCUUGGGGAAAACCGCAGUUUGCUCCUGACAUGACAUAUUGACGGGUUUCUGGCGACUGUGCCCCCUUUGUGUCCCCAAGCUGCUGUGUGACGCUGAUGAUGUUGGGUGUCUAUACCCUGCUUCUACUCUGGGGCCUGGCUGUUCCAAGUCAGGGGCUGCUUGAGAGGGUGGGCACGCUUGCCCGGAUUGACAAGGAUGAACUGGGCAAAGCCAUCCAGAACUCGCUGGUUGGGGGACCCAUUCUUCAGAAUGUGCUGGGGACAGUGACAUCGGUGAACCAGGGCCUCCUAGGUACAGGAGGGCUACUUGGAGGCGGUGGCCUGUUGAGCUACGGGGGCAUCUUUGGCGUUGUGGAGGAGCUGGCAGGGCUGAAGGUAGAGGAACUUACUCUGCCCAAAGUGUCGCUCAAGCUGCUGCCAGGGUUUGGGGUGCAGCUGAGCCUGCAUACCAAGGUUAGCCUGCAUGGUUCCGGACCUCUGGUGGGCCUCCUGCAGCUGGCAGCCGAGGUAAAUGUGUCCUCGAAGGUGGCGCUGGGCAUGAGCCCUCGGGGGACACCCAUCCUGGUCCUCAAGCGCUGCAGCACACUUCUGGGCCAUAUCAGCCUGAUGUCAGGGCUGCUGCCCACACCGAUCUUUGGGGUUGUAGAGCAGAUGCUGUGCAAGAUGCUGCCUGGACUGCUGUGCCCUGUGGUAGACAGUGUGCUGAGCGUGAUGAACGAGCUCCUGGGGGCUACACUGAGCCUGGUACCCCUUGGGGGUCUGGGGUCUGUGGAGUUCACGCUGGCCACACUGCCCCUCAUCUCCAACCAGUAUAUAGAGCUGGAUGUGAACCCCAUCGUGAAGAGCAUAGCUGGCGAUGUCAUUGAUUUCCCCAAGCCACGCCUCCCAGUCGAGGUGCCCCCCAAGGAGGAUCACACCUCCCAGGUGACAGUGCCCCUCUACCUCUUCAGCACUGUGUUUGGACUCCUGCAGACCAAUGGUGCCCUUGACCUUGACAUCACCCCUGAGCUGGUUCCCAGGAAUAUCCCACUGACAACUACUGACCUGGCAGCUUUGGCCCCCGAGGCCCUAGGGAAGUUGCCCCCUGGGCAGAACCUCCUACUGUCACUGAGGGUGACGAAAGCACCCAUGGUCCUACUGCAGAGCAAGAAGGCCACCGUCUCUAUCCCGGCCACCAUCCAUGUGCUGUCCUCUGUCCCUCAAGGAACUCCUGUAGCCCUUUUCCAGCUGAAUGGGGUUCUGAUGCUAAACUCCCAGCUGUCUCCGUCUACCACCAAGCUACAUGUGUCCCUGUCCCUGGAACGGCUGAGUGUCCAGUUGGCUGCUUCUAUUUCCCAACAUUUUGAUGCAUCCCAUCUGGAAGAAUGGCUCAGUGAUGUGCUCCGGGCUGCCUAUGUGCCAAAGCUCAAUGAGCACCUGGAGGUUGGAAUUCCCCUGCCCAAGAUUCUCAACAUCAAUUUUUCCAAUUCGGCAGUAGACAUCAUUGAUAAUGCCGUUGUGCUGACUGUGGCACCCUGA